Molecule: messenger RNA, 473 nt
Organism: Passer domesticus (house sparrow)
Lineage: Eukaryota; Metazoa; Chordata; Aves; Passeriformes; Passeridae
Gene: SPINK4
Product: serine peptidase inhibitor Kazal type 4
Exons: 4
Coding region: 90-356 (88 amino acids)
Molecular function (GO): protein binding; serine-type endopeptidase inhibitor activity
Source: RefSeq, a predicted model, not a curated record
CCAGGGUUCCUGAGAUAAGGCUGUGCCCUCCUCCAUAAAGGCAGCCACGAGCAGAGCGAGGUGUGUGAGCAGGUCUGCCUGAACUCACCAUGCCUGGGAGAGAGCUGCUGCUGCUGCUGCUGGCAGCAAUGGCGACUCUGGUCGCUGCCACAGGGGCAGAGCUGAAUGAAGGGGGUGGCCUGAGAAGGCCAGUGUGUGAAAACCUGGUUCACCUGCAGGCCUGUCCCCUCCUGUACUUGCCCAUCUGUGGCAGCGAUGGGAAUACCUAUGCCAAUGAAUGCCAGCUCUGUGUGGAAAAAAUGAAAACCAGGCAAGACAUCCGGAUUUUGAAAGAUGGGCAGUGUCAAGAUACCUGAGCUUUCUGAUAGCUUUCCUGAGACUAAAACCAGGUGAUUAAUUGAUCCUGUGUGUUCUGUGUGAAUUGCACACUUAAGCUAGCUAUGGUGAAUAAUAAAAUGACAUGCACAAUCUUA